AUGCAAAAGGAGGAGGUCGUGAGGAAGAGGAAGAUGGCCCAGCAGCCCCAAGCAGAGCUGGUGGUCCAUGAGCAGCUUCAGGGUAAGGAGAAGCCCCAGAAGUGCUUGAAACGUGGGAAGAGCUUCAGCCAGAAAUCCAACCUGAUCUGCCACAUGAGAAUCCACACAGGGGAGAGGCCCUAUAUAUGUGAGGAGUAUGGGAAGAGCUUCAGCCAGAAAUCCAACCUGAUCUGCCACAUGAGAAUCCACAUGGGGGAGAGGCCCUAUAUAUGUGAGGAGUGUGGGAAGAGCUUCAGCCAGAAAUCCAACCUGAUCUGCCACAUGAGAAUCCACACAGGGGAGAGGCCCUAUAUAUGUGAGGAGUGUGGGAAGAGCUUCAGACGGAGAUCCAACUUGACUGUCCACCUGAGGAGCCACAUCAAGGAGAGGUCUUACAAGUGUGAGGAGUGUGGGAAGAGCUUCAGCCGGAUCUCCCACCUGACUGUCCACAUGAGGAGGCACACUGGGCAGAAACCGUACGAGUGUGAUAAAUGCAGAAAGGGGUUUCAGACCAGCUCUGAUCUCCUCAGGCACCAGCGCGCUCACACAGAGGAGAGGCCCUUCCUCUGCCCCGACUGUGGGAAAGGCUUCAAGUACAACUCCUCCCUUGUCAGCCACCAGCACAUGCACACCCGGGAGAGGCCCUAUGAGUGUCCCGAGUGUGGGAAGAGAUUCACCCACGAGUCGAACCUGAUUGUCCACAAGAGGAUCCACACUGGCGAGAGGUCUUACGAGUGUGGGGAGUGUGGGAAGAGCUUCUGCCAGCGCUCCCACCUGAUCUACCACCUGAGGAGCCACACUGGGGAGAAGCCCUAUGAGUGUGAUAAAUGCAGGAAGAGGUUUCAUACCAGCUCUCAUCUUGUCAGGCACCAGAGGAUUCACACGGAUGAGCGGCCCUUUCGCUGCCCUUUUCCACCGAUACAAAUCGUGAAAGGACAGAGGAUAGCUCAAUUAGUUCCAUUGGAACAAAUGACUAAAUCAUUAUCCCCUCAUCAAUCACAGUCCAGGGGGAACGGGGCUUUGGCUCAACUGGAGGACUUACUCUGUUAA
Molecule: messenger RNA, 1089 nt
Organism: Zonotrichia leucophrys gambelii
Lineage: Eukaryota; Metazoa; Chordata; Aves; Passeriformes; Passerellidae
Product: zinc finger protein 239-like
Exons: 2
Coding region: 1-1089 (362 amino acids)
Biological process (GO): regulation of transcription by RNA polymerase II
Molecular function (GO): DNA-binding transcription factor activity, RNA polymerase II-specific; RNA polymerase II cis-regulatory region sequence-specific DNA binding
Source: RefSeq, a predicted model, not a curated record